Messenger RNA from Phytophthora sojae, 957 nucleotides. RefSeq lists its product as hypothetical. The transcript has 2 exons. The record is from RefSeq and is a predicted model, not a curated record. Lineage: Eukaryota; Oomycota; Peronosporomycetes; Peronosporales; Peronosporaceae. The annotation marks the transcript as partial.
GACGAGGACUGCGACGCGGCCGGCGCCAAGCGGCGGCUCUUCCGCUUCAAGCCGGCCUUCGACGUGGUGCUGGUGCGCGAGGUCAUCCGCUGCUUCCCGUGGGCCGCGGGCUACGGGCGCACGCGCUCCGCCUGGAUGUCGGUGGCCACGCGCGUGCAGUCCACGCUCGAGAGCAUGAAGGGCGUGGCCUUCACGCGCGGCAGCGCGCUGGACCACGCCAUCGUCAAGCGGCGCGUCGACAUGCUGCUCGAGGCCUUCCGCAAGAACGAGAUGGCGGGGCUGCGCGGCUCCGGCACGCCCGAGGAGUUCGACAUGCGCAACAAGCUGCUGGCGAUCCUGGCCAGAGUGGUGGACGAGCAGACGCUCAACAAGGGCGCCAUGCGCGAGAAGCGCGUGCAGGCGGCGCUGCAGGUGGCGCUGCGCAACCUCGCAGAGCUGGAGGGCACCGCCGGCAUGGUGGUGCCCCCGUCCGUGGGGCUCACGCCUCCGCCCGCUGCUGCUUCGACGCCGCCCGCGCCGUCAACGCCGUUGAUGCCGAUCGCCCCGGCUCCUGUGGCGGUGGCGGCCGUGCCGAGUCGCGCGAGUCCGAGCCCCAGUCCAGUGCCGCAGAAUGUUCAGCAGAGCACCAGCGUACAGCAGAACGGCAGCAACAAGCGGCCGCUGCGUGCCCCCGUUGUGGCAGUUGCUGGAGCUGCCGGUAGUCAGGAGAUGAAGAGAGCGCGGGUCGAGAAAACGGUGGUCACGGUGGACUCGGCGCUGAGCUUCGAGGAGCGGAAACUGCGUCUCGAGGAGAGGCGUGUGGCGCUGGAGGAGGAGAGACUGGCCUGGGAGAAGCAGAAGGCCCAGCAGGAGGGCAAGGAGCGCCAGGCGCUGCUAGACGUGCUCAGCACGCAGGGGUCCCUCGUUACAGAGCUGCUCGCGCACUUGCGGAGCACCAAGAUGGCCAUGAACACGCAC